AUGGAAGCUAGUGUAUGGAUACAAAAACUGGUGGGGAUUCAUAUGGCAAAUGACAACGUCAACGGACCCUUUGAGGCAAUAGGGUCAUCGAAAGAACUACAGCAGUUUAUUGGAGACGUGAAUGUAUCUAUGGUUGCCAUUUCGCUUAACAUUGAGACUGGUGCAGUGACAUGCAGUAUUGACUUGGACAGCAUUAACAAUGCCUUCAAAACCAUUAUUAUUUCUAAAACAAGACCAGCAGUAGUCACGUCUGCCAAUAUGGCAGAAAUUGUAUGGGUUACUCAACUGCAAGACACACCCGUAAAUACACUCUAUCAAUCCGUGCAUUCAGUCUAUGCUCCAAUUCUCCAAAAAACUGGAAAAUGGGGAAUGAACUCAAAACUACAACGGCUCUUGGUUGAUCUCGACGAAGGAUUAGCCAGUACUCUUCGUAACACAUCUGAUUUGAAAUCAUCUCUUGAGUCCAGCUUUGAAUCCAUUGCCAGUGUAAAUGAUGAAUAUACGUAUUGGCAAGAAAUGGCUUUAAAAAAAGACGCUUCUACUGCAGAGUGUAAACGGGCAGUUUAUUUCAGUACCACUCUACAGCCACUCAAGGCUGAUUUUGAUAAACAACUGCGACAACAUGAAUACUCGCCUUAUCCAAAAUCUAGAAUGAUGCAUCUGUUGGAUCUUAUAUCGGAGCAAAUCAUUGGUGUGAUUCAAGCAAAAAUCGGUGACCGUGAAGUUAUGAUGGAGCCAUUGCCACAGAUCAAAGACGAGCUGGUUUUGGCAAGCGAUGCACUUGGCCGAUGGGUUGAAAUUUUAAAGUCUCUUACUGGAACGUUUUGGGCUUUGUUUUCACCAAACCCAUGGGGUGACGAACCAUUUUACAGUCAUUCUGCUAACGAACUUUGUGAUCGUAUCAGUAAAAUAAUUUCUCUUCGAGUAUCCCAUGAUAUUAUGAUGGAUCUUGUUCAAUCUGAAGAAAGCAAAGACAUUCAAGUAGAUAAUAUAUUCAAGCCGUUUUCAAGAUUGAACAUUUUUCAAUGUAGCAAGGGAGUCGAAUUGGCCUGGUCUGCUGCUACUGCUCAGUACAACCAUGCUAUUAAACCAACCGAAACACAAUGUGCCCAACGACUUGCUAGUAUUUUUGAUAAAUUACAAACACAGCCUGGACAGCUAAUGCGCGAGUUUAAAAAAUAUCGCGAUCUUGUUAGUAGAGAAACCAUUUUUCGCCAUCUCGUCGCCGAGCGUGAAAUGCUUCUGGGUCAACUUUCAACUUCCCUUAAAUCGAUUCAAAACGAGUUUAAAAGUCGCUCACAUCAUUCAAAUACCCCAAAAGGUCGAAACUUUCCUAAUCUUAUCACAGAUAUUGUCUGGGCUCGUCAAGCCAUUACCAAAGUUCAGGAAACCAAUCAAAUUGUGACAUCAUUGAUUGGAGCCAAGUCUUCAUAUCAACUUCUUUCCAGCGAGCUUUAUGAUGAGUUGCGUAAAUAUGAGCGUGAGCAGUUUGAAGUAUGGUCACUGCAAACCAUGAACGAUUUAAAAGAUAAAGAUAGCGCAUUGUCACCAUCUCAGUUUGGCAGACUUAUGGAGUUGGAUUACUCUAGUGGAAAACUAGUGGUUAAUUAUGGAGAUCAUUUAGUAACACUAUUUCGAGAAAUUCGGCUUUUGAUUGCAAUGGGGUUUCCUGUCUCUGCUCAAAUCCAGCAGUCUGCUGAUUCUGCUCAAAAGUUAUAUCGACACGGUGUUGUCUUGAAGCAGGUUGCGUAUUUCUACAACACAAUUGAGCAGCAAAUGCUUCCAAGCCAACAAUCAAUGCUACUACAGGCUGCAGUUGCGUUUGAACGACUCGUCAAAAAUCCAUCUGUUUCUGGUGGAGCUGAUGAGGAAUCGAACUCCAUUGGAUCUCGAAUGCUCAACUGGGAAAAUCCGCAAGAGCUGGAAAGCUAUAUUUUCAAACUAAAAGCAGCUGCUGAACAUCUUUCUUCAGAAAACCGUAGACUUCGCAAGUACCAUGUCGUUAUUUCAGAUCACAUUAUCUCAUUGAUGAGCAUCGAUCUUGUUAAAAAUCAAGCUUUUUGGAAAGAAACUCUUAAUGAAAUCCGUAGCAUUAUUCUUCAUAUUCAAGACGGUGGUAUUGCCCCUGAAUUGACCAUCACAUGGAGAAACCACUGGGAUUACCAGCUUUACAAGGCCUUGGAGUACCAGUACCAAGUUGGUUUAGAAAACCUUAAUGAAAAUCUUCCAGAGAUGAAAGUAGAUCUUGUAUUUAAGCAGCAAAAACUACAGUUUCGUCCCACGUUUGAGGAAAUUCGUGCAAAAUACUACCGAGAAUUGAAAAAGUUUAUCAAUUUACCAAGUGUAUUCAAGGGAAUUGGAGAAACCCGUGUGUUUAAUCAGCUCAUUGACCAAAACUCGCUAUCCCUAUCAACAGUUUACCUAAAAGCCGAACUACUUUUUCAAAAUCUUGUCAAAAUGCACAAUAGUUUUCAGGACUGGGUUUUGUUGGGUACGGUGGAUCUUGAUGAAUUUGUGCAAGAAUCGUUGACAGAGAUUUCUGACUGGGAACUCAAUUUUCGAAUGCUAAAACAAAAGGGAAAAGAUGCCGAGCAGCUUCCAUCCACCAUCAAAGUUGAUUGUAUCACCGUUUCUACUGCUUCAGUCAAGGCAACAAUUGAUGAUCAUUUACAGCGGAUGUUUGAUGCUAUGCUAGCUGCAUUGCGUAAGGCUAUAUUAGUGCAUAUAGCCGAAAUAAACGAUUUUGUCAACAAAGGCAUGGACAUUUUGCUCAAACACCCUCAGACCAUGGCAGAGAUUGGAGAGGCAAAUGCACGUCAUGCAGAACUCUCUCAAAGCAAACUUUCUAUUCAGUCACAUUUUGAAGCGGUCUAUACUAAAAACAAACUUUUAAAAUCUGUUUCAGGUUCAGGAAUUGAUGCUAGUUCUGUGGAGGCCAAGUGGGGAAAGUUGGAGCUGAUGCUGGAAAGUCACGAGCUGAUGAUCAAGGAGCAGGUGAAUAUACUGCGAAGUGCAAUCGAUGGUCGCGUUCAGCUGUUUUUGGGAGAAAUGGAAAAGUUUUCUUUGCGAUGGAGUCAAUUAAAACCUAAAUCCAGCGAUAUAGGAAAUAUUCAAGAAACCAGAAAAGCUGGUGAAUUUGUAAAAGAAAGAGUACUCGAGUUUUCAGAGCUUGAAAAGACGGCAAACCAAAUCAUGGUUGAUUCGCAACAUUUCAAUGUUUCACCUCCAAAUUUUUCAGAAAUGGAGUUGAUUCGCCAAGACCUGAGCGAGUCAAAAGAGAUGUGGGGGCUAUGCGAAAAGUAUCUUCAAGAGCUAGACCAAAUUCGUGCUCAAGAUUGGAUUUCUUUUAGAGCAAAAUCUCAUCAACUAGACGAGUUUGUUGGGAAAUGGAGCCAAACUAUUCAAAGUCGUCCAACUGAUGCUGUUUCAGCUCAGCUUUUAAAGGAUCUGGAUUCGUAUCGGGAAGUUGUUCCAAAUUUCAAACUAUUACGCGGGGAUAACUGGACGACAGAACACUGGGGAGAACUAUUUAGAAUUUUGUCAGUUCCAAAGGGUAUUACUGUUUCUGAGCUCAAUGUUGGCCACUUUUUGGAUUUACGUGAUGCCAUUGUUUUGAAAAUUUCCUUGAUCAAAGAGCUCAACAAUCAAGCCAAUGGCGAAGUUGCUAUUCGCGAAGCCAUCCAGGAACUUGAUAUUUGGGGAGCCGGUGCGCAGUUUUCACUUACAGAAUAUCAAGAUGCAAAAGGAAAUCAACUAUCGCUUAUCAAGGACUGGAAAGAGACGCUUACGCAGGUUGGUGACAACCAGUCGCUUUUAUCUUCAUUGAAAGACUCUCCAUACUUUAAUAAUUUUGCUGAAAAGGCACAAUCCUGGGAACACAAGCUUGCCGAAUUGGACGAGUAUUUGCGUCAACUUAAUAUAAUUCAGCGGCGAUGGGUGUAUUUGGAACCCAUUUUUAGUCGCGGAGCAUUGCCUUCUGAGCAAAGCAGAUUUUAUCGUAUUGAUGAGGACUUUCGCUCCGUGAUACAAAGUAUCAUGACAGAUGUACGAAUCGUAUCCAUACUCUUUUUCCCAAACAUACGGAGUAUUUUGGUUGCUUUGAUGGACCAGUUGGAGCGCUGCCAAAAGGCACUGAAUGAGUUUUUAGAGCAAAAGCGUGCCAAGUUUGCUCGAUUCUAUUUCAUUGGAGACGACGAUCUUUUGGAAAUUUUGGGACAAGCCAUGAAUCCUCAAGUUAUUCAAGCGCAUCUAAAAAAGCUGUUUGCUGGUGUAUUUAGCGUUAGAUUUAAUGCUGAGAUGACAUCCAUUGACGCUAUGCAGAGUUUAAGCGGAGAGAUUGUUUCACUCAAAAAUCCAGUGACCGUCACUGCGGAGGUCGAAUCGUGGCUACAAAGUUUUGAAAUUGAGAUGAAAUCGACUUUGAAAAUCUUGCUUCAAGAAUGUGUUGCCGAAUCGAAUAUUUUCAAAUAUCCCUCACAGAUUAUUUGUCUUGCAGAGUAUUUGCAUUUUACAAGCAGUGUGGAAAAGUGUAUUCAAAAUCAGCAAGGUUUUGAGCAACUAGAAAAGCAGCUACGCGAUGAGCUGGAGAAAUAUACGACAUUUGAUUCGUCAACGGUAGCCGAUAAAACUGAGCGUGGUGUAAUCGAGUUAAAAAUCAAGCCUCUCAUUUUGGAUAUCAUUCAUUUUCUGGAUGUGAUUGAGCAACUUCAAAAAGUAGAUUUGCUGAAAGUGACAGACUGGGAAUGGCAACGACAACUACGUUUUUAUUUGAACAGUGAAAACGCAUGCGUUAUCCGUAUGAAUAAUGCCGAAUUUGAAUAUACAUACGAAUAUCAAGGUAAUCCAGCAAGGCUUGUGCAUACUCCGCUCACCGAUAAAUGCUAUCUUACUCUUACACAGGCAAUGUCGAGCGGAUUCGGGGGAAAUCCUUUUGGACCGGCUGGCACAGGAAAAACAGAGUCGGUCAAAGCACUCGCAGUGUUGUUUGGUAGACAAGUGCUUGUUUUCAACUGCGAUGAGGGAAUCGAUUACAAAAGUAUGGGAAGAAUCUUUGUCGGUCUUGUCAAAUGUGGAGCAUGGGGCUGUUUUGACGAGUUCAACCGACUUGAAGAGGCGGUACUUUCAGCAGUAUCCCAACAAAUUCAAGUCAUCCAAGCCGCGAUUAAGCGCAAAGAAAACAGCGUUGUGCUUUUGGGCAAGACUGUCGAUCUCGACAAAAAUUCGGGAAUUUUUGUUACAUUAAAUCCAGCGGGAAAAGGAUAUGGAGGACGACAACGUUUACCAGACAAUCUCAAGCAGCUAUUCCGAUCAGUUGCAAUGACUCAUCCUAAUAACGAGCUGAUUUCAGAGGUCAUUUUGUUUUCAGAAGGAUUUCAUCUUGGAAGAGAACUGGGAAAAAAAGUGGUUUCUAUCUUUACUUUAUGUAAACAAUUUCUGACAGCACAACAGCACUACGAUUGGGGUUUACGACCAUUAAAAGCUGUACUGGAGCUUGCCGGAAGUCUUUUGCACGAGCAAAAAAAGAUUGGUCCUGUAGGAGCUGUUGAAGAAGCGAUCGUCGUGGUCAAGGCGAUUCGCGUAUCUACUCUGUCCAAGCUUACCUUUGGAGAUGCUCAACGCUUUAGCAUGUUGAUGAAUGAUAUUUUUCCUGAAACAGACAUUCAUACUAUUAUUUAUCAAGAACUCCAAAAGGCAUUACAAGAAUCCUAUGUUGAGCUUGGCCUUAUAUAUAUUGAAUCUCAAGCAGAAAAAGUAUUUCAACUGUAUGAAGCGUGCAAACAGCGUAUGGGUGUUGUACUGGUCGGACCAUCUGGAUCUGGAAAAAGCACAAUUUGGCGACUUCUCAAGAAUGCUUUGCAUAAAACUGGACAAAGACUAGUAUCGCACAUUACCAACCCAAAGGCAGUUGACCGACAGUCACUUUUAGGAAACAUGGAUAUGGAUACACGAGAAUGGACGGACGGCAUUUUAACAUACGCUUCACGGCAAGCAGUUAAAGAAGCGCUUGACGUGCAUACAUGGAUUAUAUCCGACGGUGACAUUGAUCCUGAAUGGAUAGAGUCACUUAAUUCUGUUUUAGAUGACAAUCGUUUACUGACCAUGCCAAAUGGCGAGCGUAUCCAAUUUGGUCCUAAUAUCAAUUUUAUAUUUGAAACGCACAACCUUAAUUUUGCAUCUCCAGCUACUGUCAGUCGCAUGGGUAUGAUUUAUCUUUCCGAUGAAACUUUGGAUAUUAACGUACUUGUGAAUUCUUGGAUUGAAAAAGAGGCAGAGCCGCUUCGUGUCGCGCUGAUGGGUUGGAUCAAAGCUUACUUUUACCAAAGUAUUAUCUGGAUCAGACAAAAUUGUGAAAUGGCUGUUGAGACUACAAAAGCUGGGUUGGUAUUGAAUGGUCUGUCUCAUAUUCACGGUGCUACCAGCAAACUUCAAUUUCUUUUUGGCUUGAUUCGUGGACUUGGCUCAAACUUGUUUUUAGAACAGCGACUUUUAUUUUCUAAUGAGCUAUUUCAAUGGGCCAACGAACAAGUCCCUGAUCCAAAGAAAAUACUCGAUUAUUGGGUGUCUUCUAGUGGAAAAUUGGAGACGUAUACUCUUGAGGAACCUGCGUCUCUUGACAUCACCUGCAUGCAGGAUCUAGAUCGGCUACCAGUGAUUGCUACACCAGAUCUUCAGCGCUCAGUGGAUAUGGUUAUGCCAUGGUUGAAUGAUAAACAUCCACUUUUAUUGGUUGGAUCCGAAGGAGCAGGAAAAUACACUUUACUUCGCCAUUGCUUUUCAAAACUCAAAUCUACAAGUGUUUCUAUUAUACAUUGUAAUUCACAAACCAAGUCGUCGCAUAUUGUACAACGUCUUUUUCAAACCUGUGUGGCAAGUACAAGUAUAAAAGGACGGGUACUUCGACCCAAGGACUGCGAAAGACUGAUUUUAUAUUUCAAAGAUAUUAAUCUUCCCAAACCAGACAAGUACGAAACUGUCGAGAUUAUUCAAUUUUUGCAACAGUUGCUCACCUACCGCGGAUUCUAUGAUUCUUCUUUGGAAUGGGUAUCCAUUGAGAACAUCCAAAUUGUAGCAUCCAUGAACCCAUCAACCACAAUUGGUCGCCACAAACUGAGUGUUCGUUUUUCGUCUAUUGUCCGCGUUUGCUAUAUAUCUUACACUGAUCGCGAGCAACUUCAAUCUAUUUAUCAAAUUAUGCUUCAGCCCGUACUGGAAUCGUGCUUGCCCAAUCAUCGUGUUUGGUCGCAUCCAAAAAGUAUUUCCAAACUGGCUUCGACUAUAGUAAGUAUUUUUGAACAAACAGUUCAAAAGUUUAGGGUGGACAUGCACUCGCACUAUGUUUUUACUCCAAGAGAUAUUUCGCGACUAGUAUUGUCUCUUGGAAGAUUUGUAUACCAAGAAAACGAUGAAAACGAGCUUAUUAAAGUAAUUGCUUAUGAAAGUCAAAGACUAUUCCAAGAUCGUCUUGUUGGACAUGAUGCUAGACAAAGCUUUCAGUCUCUACUAUUUUCGAUCUUGCAGUCAGAGUGGAACUACCAAGGCACAUUGCAGGGUAUUAUUUAUGCCAUCACCGAGGCUGGAGAACUGGGCUCUCUUUCUGAUGUUACUACUGCGAAAAAAUUGGGCUGUUUGACAAUGGAUCAGUACAAGGAGAAAUUAACAAAACAACUGCGUGUCUAUGAGCGUGAUAAUAGAGAUCUGCACAUAUCGUUGUAUCCAGAAAUGCUAGAGCUAAUUUCUCGUAUGGAACGGGUUUUGAGUCAAUCGGGUGGAUCGCUACUUCUUGCAGGACGACCUGGCAUUCCAUAUGUUAAUAUUUCGUUUUUGAUAUCAUUUUAUCUUGGAUAUACGGUUGUUUCACCAAAGGUGCUGCGUGGUGACUCAACCAAAGCAUUUUUGGCGGAUUUAAAGGCUAUACUACAAAUUACAGGAGUGACUGGAGAAGAUGCAGUGCUUUUGUUGCAAGACUAUCAGCUUGUAGAGCCAUCAUAUAUUGAAUCGAUCAAUAGUUUAUUGAGUGGGUCAGAAGUGGCAGGAAUAUACGCUCAAGAUGAGUUGGAUCUUAUAUUAAACUCUCUUAAAGACGGCCAUUCCCAGGCUGGAUUUAGAGGAUCUGUAUACGAGUAUUUUGUAUCCCGUGUGCGCAAACAUUUGCAUGUCAUAUUAGUAAUGGAUCAUGCCUUGCCGCAAUUUAUCAUCAACUGCGAAUCAAAUCCAGCACUUUACACACGAUGCCAAAUGCUAUGGAUGGACGCUUUCUCCAAUGAAAGUAUGACGUAUUUAGCAAAUGAGAUUUUUAACAAGUCCGGUUCACUGACAACUCUCAAAGAUAAGGAUGCUCUGAUCAAAGAGUUGUUGACAAUUCACCAAUCAAAUGUUUUUCGAGAUGGAACACCAAAACAUUUUAUCGAAUAUCUUGCCAUGUAUAAUCAAGUAUAUUCUUCCAAGCUUGAUUCACUAUGCAUCAGACAAAAUUAUCUAUUAGAAGGGCUAAAAAAACUAAACGAAGCUUCCACAUAUGUCGACAAACUUUCAUCCGAUGCCAAAAGACAGCAGACAGAGCUGACUCAAAAGCAGCAGCAGGCAGACGCGGCUCUUGGACAAAUUACCGAUAGUAUGGUGCAAGCUUCUGAGCAAAAAAAAGAAAUGGAAUUGCUAACUAUUUCUCUUAAAGAAGAAGAAACAAAAGUACUUGUUCAAAAACAGGCUGUUCAAAAAGAACUUUCAGAAGUAGAGCCCAUUAUCAAGAGUGCCAAAGCAGCUGUUGGAGAAAUCCGGUCAGAAAGCUUAUCGGAAAUUCGAUCGCUUCGUGCUCCACCUCCAGCAAUCCGAGAUGUUCUUGAGGGUGUACUUCGUUUGAUGGGUGUAUUGGAUAUGUCGUGGAAUAGUAUGAAGGGAUUUUUGGGUCAACGGUCAAUCAAGGAAGAAAUUAUGAAUUUUGAUGCACAUAGUAUAACCAAACAGACCCGAGAAGCCGUUUUUGAGCUUAUUAAGCAAAAACAAAGUUCCUUUGAAGAAGCGACUAUUAGACGAGUUUCAGUUGCUGCAGCUCCCCUUGCACUAUGGGUCAAGGCCAAUCUUCAAUAUUCUACAGUUGUUGAAAAAGUUGCUCCUUUGGAGCAAAAUUUGCAGCGUCUUUCAGCUACUUUAGAUGCAUCUCGAAGCUGGCUGAGCAAACUUAAGGAUCAGCUAUCAGCGGUGGAUGCAAAGGUGCAGGCGCUUAAGGAUGAUUUCAGUGACAAAACACGCGAAGCAGAGAGCCUUAAGAUUAGUCUUGAUAAUGCCAUGGGGAUUAUCAAGCGAUCACAAGGACUAUUAGAAAAACUAUCAGGAGAGGGAGAUAGAUGGAAUUCUCAGGUGAGCUCUAUUGGCCAGGAAAUCCAGAAACUGCCUCGAAAUGGGUUACUAGCUGCAGCAUUUAUUGUGUACCUUGCUGGCGCACCUGAAGAUAUGCGUCAUUUGAUGGUACGGAAAUGGGAAAAGAUUACUGGAAUCAAUAACUUUAAUUGUAUAACAGUUAUGAAUACUGAAAGUGAGCAGCUUAUAUGGAAAUCACAAGGACUACCUGCUGAUACACUUUCAUUAGAAAACGCUAUCAUCACACUCAAUAAUCGCGCAAUUUCUUUACUUAUUGAUCCAUCAGGACAAGCAACAGAGUGGAUCAAACAUUAUUUAAAAGAUAAAAAACCAGAAAUAAUUAGCCAAAGCAAUGAAAGCUUUAUGAGAUCGUUGGAACUGGCUGUGCGUUUUGGAAAAACUUUGAUUGUUCAAGAUUUAACUCAUAUUGAACCAGUAUUGAUGCCUCUUAUCCGCGGAGACUUUCAAAAGCAAGGCCCUCGAUUGGUUAUCGAAAUCGGAGACAAAACGAUCGACUACAACUCUGACUUUAAACUGUAUUUUACCACACGCAGAUCAACAUUUACAGUUUCAGCAGAUAUUGUUGGAUAUGUGAAUGACAUCAACUUUACUAUUACGCGUGCUGGUUUGUCAGGCCAGCUUCUUGGUAUCACACUCAAGCAUGAACGACCAGAGCUUGAAGUUCAAAAAAUGAAUCUGCUGAAAAAAGAAGAAGAACUUAAGGUGCAGCUUUCAAAUCUUGAGGAUCAGUUAUUAAAGGCUUUGGCUAGUUCUGAGGGAAAUAUCUUGGAAAACACGGCCCUUCUCACCUCAUUGAAUGAAACCAAGGAGAAAAGCAACAUUAUUGCCAAAAGUCUCAAAGAAUCGCAAAAGCUUCAAGAGUCGCUCGAUUCUGAGCGUGAUAAAUUUGCUCCUGUAUCAACAUUUGGAAGCUCACUUUUUUUUGUUAUUAGUGAUAUGCAAAAGAUUAAUACCAUGUAUAGAUUUUCGCUGAGCUCAUUUUUGCGUAUUUUUGAAAAAGCAUUAAAAUCAGAAACCACAACGGCACAGGAUCAAACCGAGUUGCGUAUUAAGCUACUCAUGACAACCAUGGAACGAUUGACGUUUGAAUAUAUUUCACGGUCUAUUUUCAAGGCUGAUCAGCAAAUGUUUGCCUUGUAUAUGAUCCACGAGCUACAUCCAACCCUUUUUGGACCGCAAGAAUGGGAACUGUUCAUUGGUCAGGUUGUGUUGGUUGAAGUAGAAGAAAAAUCAAUUGAAAUUCCAGACUGGGUUCCAGAGGAGCGAAGGCCGUAUUUUAGACAGCUUCAGACUCUUUUGCCUAAUCUUUCACAAUCGCUAGGAUUUGGUGAUAAAGAAAUAUGGAUAAAUUGGAUUUCUAGUCCAAACUGUGACGCAAUCUUUCCUAGAGAAAAAACCAGUGCUUUUCAAAGAUUAUUGGUUGUGCAAGCCCUUCGACCGGAUCGUCUUUUAACUUCUAUGGCAGCGUUUAGUUGUAAUGCACUUGCUAUGGAUAAUCUGGCACCGCCUGCGCUUGAAUUAAAGGAAUUUUUUGAUAAAGAAACGAUAAGUAGCGAGCCAGUAUUAUUUAUUACAACAUCCGGUGCAGAUCCCACUCAGGAACUAAGAGAUUUGGCAAUGACAGAAGUUGGUGCUGAAAACUAUUAUCAGAUAUCGAUGGGUCAGGGACAAGGAGAACUGGCCAUUGAACUGCUCCGCAAAGCUUCCAAUGAAGGCGGAUGGAUAUUUCUUCAAAAUAUUCAUCUUGUGAUUAAUUGGGUUCCAAUAUUAGAAAAAGAGUUACUGUUUUUAAAACCACACUCCAAGUUUAGGCUUUGGAUGACAUCGGAAUCCCAUGUAAAAUUCCCAGCCAGUCUUUUGGAAAAUUGUCUUAAAGUGACUAUAGAGGCUCCGCCAGGUGUCAAGAAAAAUCUGCAGCGAAUUUACCAAGGAUGGACUCCCGAGUUUAUUCAACGUGGUACAUUGAUUAGAGCACAAGCACUUUUUGCUUUGGCAUGGUUUCACGCAGUUAUUCAAGAGCGUCGAAACUAUAUUCCACAAGGGUGGAACAAGUUUUAUGAAUUUUCUGCUGCAGAUCUGAGAUCAUCUGCUGACGUUGUCGAUAUCAUGUGCACUACGUCAGAGUCUCCUCAAUGGGCAGUAUUGCAUGGUUUGUUGCAAGAUGCUAUUUACGGCGGUCGAAUUGAUGAUCAUCAUGAUGCGCUUAUUUUGCAUACAUAUUUGCACCAGUUAUUUUAUAAUGUUUUACCGCGUACAAAUGAGUAUGCAGCCUACCACCAACUGAUUACGGAGCUUCCAGAAAUAGACAAUGUUGAACUUUUUGGACUUCCUGCAAAUAUCGAUCGCACUCUUCAAAAACUUACAAGUCAAGCUGUAAUUGAGCAACUUAAAACGCUACGGCAUGUUGAUGUUAAGCAGCAUAAAUUUAACAAGGAUAAAUGGUCCCAAGAACUUAUGCCUUUGUUGCAACUAUGGAAAAAAGAACUUUCAAGCGCUUUGGAACUGAUUCGGCAAAUCCACACAGAUCUGUCAAAUAUUUCAAAGCUUCUUCGUGGAACCAUCUUGCUUACUAAUGAUAUUUAUAAAAUCGGUACUAAUUUGCUGCAUGGAGAGACACCAGAUCGAUGGAUGCAGCUUUGGGAAGGUCCAGAGUCAGCACAGGUUUAUAUUCGAAGCGUUAUAUCCAAAGCCAUCGCAGUGGAUACUUUACGCGAUACAGCAAGUGCAGGUAUCAAGGAGUCUAUCGUUUUGUGUAAUUUAUUUAACCCAAUUACAUUCUUGAAUGCACAACGCCAGCAGACUUCUCGAAUACUUCGCCAACCAAUGGAUUCGUUGCAGUUAGUAUCUGAAUGGAAUCUAAAUGAAUUGAAAAACUGUCCACUCAGGAUUGCUGUACAAGGACUACUAUUACAAGGAUGCAACUUUGAUGGGGAAAGACUACUCGAAGCCAACGUCAACGAUCCAAUAUUUGUAACUGCUCCAACAUGUUACAUUGGCUGGGUUGCAGAGAAAUCUGUAUCAACAAAAGGAAAAUUACAAGUGCCAUUAUACAUGGAUCGCACGCGACAAAAGGUGGUGGCAACACUUACAAUCCCAUGUGUAGAUGCCAAAGCACCUUGGAUUCUUGCAGGAGUUGGAUGUUUUUUGAAUCCAUAAUAGAUUUUUUAAAUCAUAGAUUGUCAUGUGAAUGGAAAAUACAAAAAUCCAAAUCGGAUCGCCAAACACAUGCUUUGCUAGUUAAAAUAAAGUCGUUUGAAAAGGUU
This is a messenger RNA of Batrachochytrium dendrobatidis JAM81, 12638 nucleotides long. RefSeq lists its product as uncharacterized. NCBI's taxonomy places the organism in Eukaryota, Fungi, Chytridiomycota, Chytridiomycetes, Rhizophydiales. Gene Ontology annotation, biological process: cilium assembly; cilium movement involved in cell motility; intraciliary retrograde transport. The transcript is spliced from 19 exons. Gene Ontology annotation, cellular component: cytoplasmic dynein complex; 9+2 motile cilium; axoneme. The record is from RefSeq and is a predicted model, not a curated record. The coding region runs from base 1 to 12531 and encodes 4176 amino acids. Gene Ontology annotation, molecular function: ATP hydrolysis activity; ATP binding; dynein intermediate chain binding.